UGAAAAAACUUUUUUUGGCAUUGAAAACUAUAUGAAAUUAAAAUCCAUAAACUAUUAAAGAUUUGUUACUUUUAUAAAUAAAACAACAAUUUACAAAAUUAUUAAGCCAUCAGUUUAAUAACUUUAAAUUUUAGGUGGCUUUUUCUCAAAGAAUACCUCACGUAUGGGUCAUUCUACGUGAAGCGUACAACUCCGAUGUUAGUUUGUUUUUUAAAUAUUACUUUUAAAUAUUACAAUUUUAUUAAAAAUCGAUUAAACAAGGGAAAAUAGUUGCGGAUUUUGUAUAGAAAAUUUUUAUGUCGUUUUAUAUUAUUAGGGGAAUAGUGUCAGGGUUGGACACAGUUUUGGUUUUUUGUUUAUAAAUAUUUUGUUUAGAUAAAUUCAGUCAAUUGUGGUAUAUGGGUGCAAAGAUCUACAAAAGAGGAACACUUUUGCUGUGGACCGUAAAUUGAUUGGUCCAAAAUUAAAAAAGUUAUAAACAUUUAAAAAAAAAAAAAAUCUAGUCAGGGUUGGACUUUUCAGUCAGGGUUGGACACUUUUUGAAAAUCGAAACGCAUUAUUGGUAAAAACGUAAAAUAACAUUUGUAAUGUUUUUUAUUCUUAUUUUUUCAUGUUUAUCUUUACUUAUUGGGAACGGUGGUCGUGACGUCAUCAAAACAAAAUGGCCGGAGAGAAUGGGUCGUUUCAGUGACAGCUCAUGGCAAAUAGAUAGAAAAUAACAAGUUUGAAGCAAAAUUAUUCGAAAAUGCGGCUCCCUAUGUCCGAAAUAUGUGGUUUUACAAAUUCGACACCCGUAAGUCGAAAUUUUAUUGAAGGAGAAAAACUUUUAAACGCUGAGCAUGUUAUUUUCUGUGGCAAAAUAAGUGAAAGUUCUAAGUCAACAAAUUUCAUCGCGUUUUGUAUACAAACGUCGAAUAUGAAAGAUAAUCCCCACGAAAUAAAUGGAAUAGUGUCAUCGAGUGGUAAAAUCGAAGACGUGCAUUGUUCCUGCAAAGCAGGAAAUAGCAAAACUUGUAAGCACAGUGUUGCAGUAUUUCUCUAUCUAAGCAGAAUAGAUGUUAAUGAACUCGACAUGGUAUCAUCUACUGAUAAACAAUGUUUAUGGAAAGUACCGCAUUUAAAAUCAUUACAAAAAUAUGUUCCUCGUCCGCUUAGUGAGCACAAAUGCUUUCAAGAGAAGUUCAUGAAGAAAUAUCCUGUGACGAUAUCCCAAGAAGACAGGAAAAAAAUUGACGAACUUCUAGUCAUCCAGAAUCCAGAAUCAGCUUUGUAUAAGCACAUGUUAGGGAGACAUGAGCCUGUAAUUGCAGAAGAGAAUAACAAUGCCGUAGAGGUCGAUAAUUAUGAAGAAAUAGAGAAAAUAUUAAAGAUUCAGACUUCGAAAUGUAUGUUAAACCUAGCAAAUUUAGAACCACUGAGACCGGAAAGAGACUGUUGUGUUGAUUUGUUAAAUUCAUUAUCCGAUAAUAUUCGACUUGAAGAUACCGUCAAAAUUUGUAAGAAAACUUUGAACAAUAAAGCCUCGUGGAAGAGAGAAAGACAAUUUCGAAUAACAGGGUCAAGGUGCUACCCAUUAUUUACUUACGCGAAAAAUCAAAGUGCAAAUUGGAAAGCAAAAUCGGAAAAAUAUUUUUUCGCAAAGCCACUCAAAACAAAGGCCAUGAAUUAUGGAAUUAUAACUGAGCCACUUGCGAGAAAAGCUUAUGAAUCGUACGUCGGCUUAAAUGUUGUUCAAUUGGGAUUAGUUAUUUCGCGAGAAAAUCCGUGGUUAGCUUAUAGUCCUGACGGGGUGACUGUAGAUGAAAAUGGCAUAACUAAAUUAAUUGAAAUUAAAUGCCCAUUACUUGGAGAAACGAAAACCAUCCGAGACGUUGUUCCGUCGAUUAAAUAUUUAACUGAAAAUUCUACUCUCAAAGAAAAACAUAGUUACUAUGCUCAGGUUCAGAUAGGAAUGGCAAUUUUGAAUAUUCCAAAAACAGAUUUUAUUAUUUAUGCAUCCUUCGAUGAUUCUUUUUUUUUAAUCGAAGUUGAUUUUGACUUGGAAUACACAACGAAAUUGUUAUCGACAUUAAAGAAUGUUUAUUAUAACAAAAUGUUACACAAUAUAUGUACUCGCAAUGUCAACGAAUAAAUUAUAAUUUUACAAAGUUCAAAAACAAAUUUGUACAGUUUUAUUAAUAAAAAUAACAUUUUAUGUAA
Messenger RNA from Leptopilina boulardi, 2199 nucleotides. RefSeq lists its product as uncharacterized. The record is from RefSeq and is a predicted model, not a curated record. Bases 746 to 2131 code for a protein of 461 amino acids. Gene Ontology annotation, molecular function: zinc ion binding. Lineage: Eukaryota; Metazoa; Arthropoda; Insecta; Hymenoptera; Figitidae. The transcript has 3 exons.